Molecule: messenger RNA, 2859 nt
Organism: Saccostrea cuccullata (small rock oyster)
Lineage: Eukaryota; Metazoa; Mollusca; Bivalvia; Ostreida; Ostreidae
Product: adhesion G-protein coupled receptor G7-like
Exons: 30
Coding region: 1-2859 (952 amino acids)
Biological process (GO): cell surface receptor signaling pathway; adenylate cyclase-activating G protein-coupled receptor signaling pathway
Cellular component (GO): plasma membrane
Molecular function (GO): protein binding; G protein-coupled receptor activity
Source: RefSeq, a predicted model, not a curated record
AUGGAUACACUGAGUAAUUUCCUGGAACUAAUGGGGAUAUUUUCUACUAUUGUAGCAGAAAAAUCUUGUUACCAAGGGUGGACAUUUCACCUCGACCAUUGCUAUAAGUCGUUUCCAGAGCCGCGUGCUUGGCGGGAAGCACGUGCUUAUUGUCGUCUGUUUCCAGAAGGAGACCUCGCCUGCUUCAUCACUGCAGCCGAUCAACACUUUGUUCAAACCGAGGUCAUUCAACGCCGAUCAGAACCUUACUGGAUAGGACUUCAAGGAAAUCUAUCAUCUUGGACAUGGGCAUCUGGAUCUGAUAUCAGCGCUUUCUCCAGUUUUAGAGGCGGAUCCACAAAUUUAAUAGGAAAUUCCGGUGACAAUUUGUGUGUGAUUCUAAGGAACAGCUGGUGGACGGCAGUGCCAUGCGAUGAAAGCAAUCGUUUUAUUUGUCAGGCAAAGAGCGUAGAGUGUCACACAGAAUUAGGAUGGAUCAUGACUAUUUCAAAACACUGCAUCAAAGUGAUGGCAGCACCCUCUGGGUGGUACGAUGGACGAAACACGUGCAGACGACAAGGCGCGGAUCUUGCUCGUUUUCACAGCAGAAGUGAACUUAACUUCCUCACACAAAACUUGAGCUUGCCAUAUAAUCAGUACUGGGUGGACCUAGGUUCUUUCGGAUCCAACUGUGAAGGGAUUAACAUAACAGAAAAUAGAGUGGAUCCUUUCUACGAAAAUUGCAGUAUCCAUCAAAUGUUUAUUUGUGAAAUAAGCUCCUGCGCAUCACGUGAUGAAGAGUACGGAUGUACGUCAAUGUUCUGUAUUUCACGGAAUCUUCUGUGUAAUGGACGUGGGGAUUGCCCCACCGGAAGUGACGAAUCUAUCUCUUUAUGUGGUAAGUCCACUGUAACAGAGGUUUCAUCUGAGGACGUCACAGAACAGCCUUAUAUAAGCAGCUCAGCCAACCAACGUGAUCAAUUCUCUAUAUCCAUGUCAUCGCAAAACACACCAAGUUCUUCCUUAACAGUAACUGUCGACAUAGGCCAAGAUGAAAUUACAGAGGCUUCCAUACAGUGCUUCAGAACAUUGGACGAAACCAAGAAAAACCUUUGUUACAAAGAGUUAGCACAAAAUUUCACUGGAAUCGUGGGAUAUGUGGGAGAGAUGAUUGGCGCCUUAAAUUUCCCGGAAAGUGUGAAGAUGUAUCUGGAUAUUUCUAAUGCCAUAUUGUCAUUAACUGCAGAGAAUGGCCGUUAUGCAAGUGUUUUUCACAUAAUGAACAUUUCCUCCGUAUUAGAAGAUGUUGAACGCGAUCUGACAUCGAGUUCCUUCUUUAACAAUGUAUAUAUUGAAGAAAGAGAAAACAUAGAGUUGCGAAUAAAAACGCAUGCCUGGAAGAUGGGUUCCAAUAGCAGACGUAGUGGGAACAAGACAAUUCAAUUGUUUUCAAAAGGUCAUAAAGGCAAUACUGAUGAUUUUGAAAACAUCUUGAUUAAUGGUUCCCAUGAAGACAACAUAACGAUAAUUGUGAUCAUUAUCGACAAUUAUCUAACAGACAACAGGACAAUGGGGACUAUUACAGAUGACGUGAUAAGAAUAAGCCCCGUGUUGUCCCUGUCAGCUUUCAAGGAGGGGGAUUAUAUCAGUCUACAUCAUACAUUUACACUACAACAUUACACUUCGAUCAUUAAGGUGAAUGAUGGUUUCCUGGAAAAUGGUACUGUAAAAUGUGGCUUUAUAGACAAGCAAACAAGGUCAUGGUCUUACGACGGAUGUGUGGUAUUGGUCUCAACUUCAUGGAAUACAACAUGCUUUUGUAACCAUACAACUAACUUUGCAAUACUUAUGCAGAUUAAGGAUUUCAAGGUUGAAAGAAACCAUGCUUUGGCCCUCAACAUAAUUACAUAUAUCGGAUGUACUGUUUCACUGAUCACUCAAGUAAUCGCCAUCACUGUGUUUUCGUGUGUUGGGUCCUUGAAUUCAGAAAGAAUUUGUGUACACAAAAAUCUGUGCUAUGCUAUUACUGCAGCACAAUUAGUAUUUUUGGUGGGUAUCAGAGCAGUUCAAAUUAAGAUAAUUUGUUCUAUUAUUGCGCUUUUAUUGCACUACUUUUACUCCGCUGUAUUUGUAUGGAUGUUGGUGGAAGGAAUGCUUCUGUAUAGUAAAGUGGUUCAAGUAUUCGGAUCGGAAAAGUCACGGAUAGUAUAUUACUACGCCUUUGGUUGGGGACUUCCUUUGAUAAUUCUCAUCAUAUCAGCCACAGCGAAUUGGAAAGGAUAUGGAACAGACCGAAGUUGCUGGUUGUCAAUGUCAGAUGGAACCGUUUGGGCUUUUGUUGGUCCAGCUGUGUCAAUCAUUCUUGUAAAUAUGGUCAUUUUAUGGAUUGUUAUCCGCAUCAUUAUUCAUCUAGAGAGAUCUGAUGAAUAUAAGCAGAUCAGGUCAAGUGUCAAAGGGGCCAUUUUUCUGCUUCCUCUGUUGGGUUUGACCUGGAUAUUUGGCCUCAUGGCUGUAAAUAAAGAUACAAUCAUAUUUCAAUAUCUCUUUGCUGUCUUUAAUUCGCUACAGGGUUUCUUCGUAUUCUUAUUCCACUGUGUUUGUAACUCUGAGGUAAGGCAGGCUCUUCAGAGAUUAAGAGAGAAGCGCAUUUUGUCGAGAGGAGAAUUUAUCACUAGUUCGGACAUACCAACUCAGACUGAUGCAGCCGUUUCUCCUUCAAACGAAGAAAAUAUUCUAAGACGAAAAUCGAGAUCAGUCAAACCUUACAAAACGUGUCCGCAUGUUCAAGUGACGUCAUUAACGCACGUGAAUAGCAAAGAAGAUAUUGAAACAAAAGAUAAAUUCCACUUAGAAAACCUCUUAAGCUUGAUACCUAACUGA